UGCAAAAAAAAGAAAGAAAAAAAAGAACGAAAAUGAAGCAUCGCACACACUCCUGAGUCGGAGUGGAGGGCAAGCAGAAAAGGAGAGGAUAGAAGGCACGCGUUCAGGAGGAGAGGGAAUUCUCCAACCGGAGUCACGGGAUUAGACUUUUAAAAAAAGUAAAUCUCAAAACAUAUACAUAUGUAUAUGUUUUUUACAUAUAUGUAUUAUAUAUAUGUUUAUAUAUAUUUUGGCAUUUUGUCCAUGAAAUAAAUAUGAGCGCGUGAUGAGUGAACGAUGCGGCUGAAGUGGUGGUGGUGAUGGUGGUGGUGAUGAUGAUGAUUAUGAUGAUGAAGAUGAUGAUGAAUCAGUCUCCAGCCCCGAGCUUCACCAUCCGCUCCAUCCUGGGCACCGCGGCGGAGAGCACAAGACAAGACGCCGGAAGCGGAGGUGCAGGUGCAGGUGGAGGUGCAGGUGCAGGUGGAUCGCGUGCAGCGGCGGCGGCGGUGUCGGUGUCACAGAGGAGGCGCGCGCUCUCGGUGUCCUCGGACGGCUGCAGCGCUGAAGAGGAGGAGUGCAGCAGUGCCGAGUGUUUCUGCAAACUCCAACACACACUCGGCUCCAAAACGCGCCCGAAUGCCCCGGUAAACAAACCCUCGUCAGAAGGGAAUGAACACACGCUGAAGAACUGCAGCAAGAGUAAGAAAGAUGAGCAGAGAUCACCGAGUCCAUGCAGUGAGAAGCGCACUGACAGCAGCACUGAUGACAAAUCCAGCAGUGGAGACAUGGCGAAGAAGAAGACGCGCACGGUGUUCUCGCGCAGCCAGGUGUUCCAGCUGGAGUCAGCGUUCGACGCUAAGCGGUACCUGAGCAGUGCCGAGCGCGCAUGUCUGGCCUCCAGCCUGCACCUGAGUGAGACGCAGGUCAAGACCUGGUUCCAGAACCGGAGGAACAAGUGGAAACGGCAGCUGGCUGCAGAGCUCGAGGCCGCACACAUGGCUCAUGCGGUUCCCUCUGUGGCUCGGACUCUAGUCGGAAUGCCACUGGCCGGAUUUGGUGUUCCAAUGCCGAGAUCUGCUGCUUUUCCGAUGUAUUAUCCCGGAAGUAAUGUUCCGGCAUUUCCUCUGUACAGUCUUUACAGUAACAUUGACUGCUGAGGUUUAAAUGCUGAUGGAUGCGCUGGUGAAGAGGGCGUGUCUGUGAGAGGGAUCGGUGGGCGUGUCUGUGAGAGGGAUCGGUGGGCGUGUCUGUGAGAGGGAUCGGUGGGCGUGUCUUUGAUUAGUACAAAUCGGCAUGAUUGACGGGUUUAUUUGGGACACGUUUGAAUGAAAUGGGCGUGUCUGUGUGGGACAGAUGGGUGAGUUAUAAUCAGACAAUGAGGACGUGUCUUUAUGCCCAUGUAUGAACUCAAAGGGACACAGAAAAGACACGCCCACAUACACUUCCACCUAUAAUGGUGUAAAACACAUGCCCACUACAUGGACUCAUUGACACAGCUUCUCUGGUCUCAGAUUUGCAGACAAACAUAAUGGGAAAAAAUGACACAAAAUCUAGAAAAUAACUUAACAGCUUUAAUUAUAAAAGCGAUCCCUUCUUUAACGAUGUUCCUAAUAAUCGCUCUUUUCUGUCUCUGUAUUCAAUUUCGAAAAUGUUUUAGAGGCAUCUCACUCUCCACCCGUUCGCUCCGAUCCAUGGGGUGAACGGCAUCAGACAGAUGAGACGAGUGUGAUGUGCUUAAAGUUUGUUUACCAAAGGAAAAGGUUGAUACUCCGGCCCAGUUGUGUUACUUUUAUCGGACGUCACUCUGGUUAUUAUUACAACAGUAAUAAUAUUUCCUGCAGUUAUGUAGCCAGGAUGGAAAUAUCUACACAAACUGUUAUAGAGAUAUAGGUUAGAAAUUUUGAACUCUCCUGUACAGAACGUAAUCUGCAGACAGCUGGUCUGUUUUAGUUCAGCUAUUAUCACCAUAACCUUAAUGUUCAAGUCAACCGGUAUCACUGAUACAUCUAUUACUUAUAAAACUAUAUACAAGAAUGGUGAAAACACGACCGGACGUGACGUCAGCACCGUGUUCUCUCUACAGGAUGACCUUAAAUCCAAGGCUCUUUAGAUUAAACAAGGAAAUUAACUGUAUAAAAGAAAAUAUGGUCUGUAUUACUAACAUAACUACAUUUCAGCUCCUUUUAUUUAUUCUCUCUACUCGAACUCAGCUGUGUCUCUGAUCACGUACACAUGACACACAAACAGAGCUAGUGCAGUAAAGACCAUUCUCAGUUUUAAUGUGCUUUAUUUUAUUCUUCAGUGCUUCUAUAGACUGACCAUUUAGAUUAGCACUUACAGUACUACAUUAGCACUUAGCCUUCCAGAUUCUAUGUGAUCUGACACAGAAAUUGUACUAUAACUAUUUUAUUUGAAA
Tachysurus fulvidraco (yellow catfish) is the source of this 2395-nucleotide messenger RNA. Its product is annotated as homeobox protein HMX2. The record is from RefSeq and is a predicted model, not a curated record. Gene Ontology annotation, biological process: regulation of transcription by RNA polymerase II. Lineage: Eukaryota; Metazoa; Chordata; Actinopteri; Siluriformes; Bagridae. Gene Ontology annotation, cellular component: nucleus. The transcript is spliced from 2 exons. Gene Ontology annotation, molecular function: RNA polymerase II transcription regulatory region sequence-specific DNA binding; DNA-binding transcription factor activity, RNA polymerase II-specific. The coding region runs from base 300 to 1136 and encodes 278 amino acids.